Messenger RNA from Conger conger (European conger), 1600 nucleotides. RefSeq names its product transmembrane protein 243-like. The record is from RefSeq and is a predicted model, not a curated record. The transcript has 5 exons. Bases 344 to 697 code for a protein of 117 amino acids. Lineage: Eukaryota; Metazoa; Chordata; Actinopteri; Anguilliformes; Congridae.
AACACACCAGCUGUUAUUCUCUCGUAAAUUAGGUAACAUAGCUACAGCUAGCUAGCUAGUUAGACGAGCUGUCAACGUUUGCUACCUUGGCUAUCUAGAUCUAGUUAGUUACCUUUCCAGCAACAGUAUACAGCAUACUGCAUACAGUUUCAUCCCUACCAGGAAGUCCAACCAGAAGAACAAUGUACUGCAGCUAAGGGCCUCCUUUUCCCAGAACAUCCUUUGACUCUUGGAGGAAUGUUUAUCUCUCCGGGGGAACAGACACGUGCCAUAGAUGUCCACAUGAAGGAACAUUGUUGUUGAGAGCCCUCCUCCACAGGCCUCUUGCAGCUCAAAGGCAGAAAUGGAUGAUUUCACGACUCGGACAUAUGGAACAACUAGACUGGAUAACAGGCCCUUGUUUGGGGAGACAUCCGCCAGGGAUCGAAUUGUCAAUUUAGUAGUGGGUGGACUCACAUUUUUACUAGUUCUAGUAACCGUUAUUUGUUCUUUUGUCUUUCCCACACCUCCGAGACCAUUGAAUAUUUUUUUUGCCUUCUGCAUCCUAAUGAUAUGUGGUGCAGUUGUGAUUCUAAUAUUCUGGUAUCGGCAAGGAGACCUGGAGCCCAAAUUCCGAAACCUGAUCUAUUACAUCCUGUGUUCAAUAGUUUUGUUGUGUAUAUGUGCCAACUUGUAUUUUCAUGAUGUAGGGAAAUGAAUGAAUAUCAAGUAUGCCUUAAAAGCUGCUCACUGAACGAGAAGCUGUUAAACAGGAACAGAUUGUACCUUACUUCAGCAUAAAGAAUAUGGAAGCGUAUUAAUGAAGUAACUAUUUCGUAAUUCAGAAACCAUUUUAAAUAUGGAGGUUUUGAUAGUGCCACCAUGUUUUGCAUAUAGGGUUGGACAUUUGAGCCUGUACUGUAUUUAUAUGGCAUGUGGAAAAAGGUAACUUCUCAGGUGUGAUCAGACAUGCAUGUGAUGUAAUUUACUCUAGAUAGGACUUCUGUGAUUUUCCAGCUAUUAUGCAUAGGGCUGUGAGGUGUUACAGUUGGCAAUAAUCUUUUAGAUUAAGAACUCAUUAGUUUAGAUUCUUUUAGAUUAAUACCAUGAAAUGUCAUGUGUAGAUUUCUGGAAUCUCUGCUGGAAUAAUCAACCAAUGGAUCACUGGGUAGAUGGAAUUAAGAGACUAAAAUAUGCCAACAUUCAUGUGAAGGCACAGCUCUGGGAAAAGCCAAAGGCUAUUUCAGCUUAAACUUUUUUUAAAUAUAAAAGUAUAUGCGUGUAUAUACAAAUGUGUAUAUAUAGCAAUGUGUGUGUUUGUGUGUAUACAUAUUUUUUCACACACACACAAAAUAAUGAUUUAUACAUUCCAAAUUUUCAAGAGAUUUUCAGUGCAAUUUUAAAAUCCUUUCCCCCCUUUGGAGAUUACAUUCCUUUUAUUAUAGCACUUAUAUGAAUAAAUGACAAAAUAAUAGUUUAAUUUCUUAUUGUGAUUUCUGAAAAACACAGCACUUUUGUGUCAUAUUGUUUAACUGGAGGUCUUACUAACUGAAUAUCAAUGAGACUGUAAAUCUGCCAUUUUCUAUACCAAAUUUCUGUAAUAAACAGAAUGUUUAUUUUG